Messenger RNA from Juglans microcarpa x Juglans regia, 1736 nucleotides. Its product is annotated as tRNA (guanine(10)-N2)-methyltransferase homolog. The record is from RefSeq and is a predicted model, not a curated record. NCBI's taxonomy places the organism in Eukaryota, Viridiplantae, Streptophyta, Magnoliopsida, Fagales, Juglandaceae. Gene Ontology annotation, cellular component: cytoplasm. The coding region runs from base 101 to 1558 and encodes 485 amino acids. Gene Ontology annotation, molecular function: nucleic acid binding. The transcript is spliced from 6 exons. Gene Ontology annotation, biological process: methylation.
CACCCUGCCAGGUCCAUGGGUUUAGGGUUUUCGAGUAUCCCUCUGAAGAUUCUGGCCCGUUACAGUUCGAAGCAACACCACACAAAUUCGAAGAAAGAAAAUGUGGUAUCUGUGCGUGUUCUACCACAGAUUGCUGGACUACAGGAAAGCGGAGGUGGAAUCUUUGGCGGAACUGUUCGGAGUAUUCGGAGACGACGAUGGUGACAACAAAGAAAGCAGCUCUUUGGAGUGGAGGCUUCCCCAGCAUCACCACCCGGACUCUCCCUUCCAUUUCGUCAAUCUCCCUUCAGAGGACUUCGCUCGUGACAUCGCCAAUCGAAGUAUACUCGUGAAGGGAAUUUAUGAGCUUUGGGGAGAAGGGAGUAGCUAUGAGGAACUGGAAGAGUCUAUAAGAUGCUAUCCAGAUGAGAGGAAGUUGCCAUACCUGGACUCUGGAAGCACAUUCAAGAUUACUGUUGACUGCUUCGGGAAGGUCAUUAGCUUCCAAGAGCAAAAUGAUCGUAUUAAGGGACUUGCUUACAUUCCUUUCAAGGGUCGAGCUAAUUUGAGAAAUCCAGACCAUAAUUUUUGGCUUAUGGAAACUGAUGACUAUGGAACCAAUAAUGGACUUCCACCAGUUGUCCAAAGACGAAUCUUUUUUGGUCGGGAGGUUGGAGGUGCUGAUAGGAAGCUUUUGCCAACAUAUCAGUUAAAAAGUCGCACUUAUCUUGGCCCAACUGCCAUGGAUGCAGAAAUGGCAUUCUUAAUGGCCAACCAAGCAUUGGCCACACCAGGAAAACUUGUUUAUGACCCUUUUGUUGGCACCGGUAGCAUUCUUAUUGCCGCAGCUCACUUUGGAGCAAUGACAAUGGGCGCAGACAUUGAUAUUAGAGUAGUACGUGAUGGGCGAGGCCCCGAUUGUAAUGUUUGGAGUAAUUUUAAGCAGUAUGGGUUACCAAUGCCAGUUGCUCUGUUGAGGGCAGAUAAUAACCUUCCUCCAUGGCGUCCUGGUUUGAAAGAGAUAUUUGAUGCGAUAAUCUGUGACCCUCCUUAUGGAGUUCGUGCUGGGGGACGUAAAUCUGGUGGCCGCAAGCUGCUGAAGGGGACCGUGGACCCUUAUACAGUUCCUGAUGACAAGAGGACAGACCACAUACCAUCCACUGCAGCUUACAGCUUAGUUGAGUGCGUCCACGAUUUGCUUGACCUUGCUGCUAGGAUGAUUGUACUGGGUGGCAGGCUUGUUUUCUUUUACCCUGUAUUAAGAGAAGAUGAUUAUGUAGAAGAUCACCAUUACCCGGAGCAUCCGUGUUUCAAACUGAUUGCUGCCUCCGAGCAGAUACUUAGCUCACGCUACAGCCGUGUAUUACUGACCAUGGUGAAGAUAGGUCCCUACACUGAGGAAAUUGCAGAGGCAGCUCAGCUGAAACAUAUAGAGUUCAGGGAGAAUCAUCUGAAGUGGUUAGAAGAUGGUAAUCUUCACUCUGCAGUUUUUAGUCCAGCUGAUUCUCAGAUAGCUGCAGCUGGUGAUUCUAGUUUGAGUAGAGAACCAAAGCCAAAAUAUAGAGGAAAAUACGUUUAGGCUUGAAAGUAGCUGCUUUUGUAGGCUUUUUAGCUUUGGCAAUUAUGCCUGUAGGUGACAUUUUUAUAGGCACCAUAUAUCCCUCAUAGAGAGAGAGAGAGAGAGAGAGAGAGAGUUAUUUGACCUUGGUUUUCUUAUUUUUAGUGUUAUGCCAAUGGGACAGCUUCAUAUUGCCCCC